ACUCACGAACCCACAUUCACCAAAAAUUAAAAAAAUAAUAAAAAAUAAUAAAAAAAAGGAAAGAAAAAGAGGAACUCACAAAACUCACAUCCACCCAAAAAAGAAAAGAAAGAGCAUCUAAUGCGAAAUGAGCAAACGAAGGUUACAGGACAAAGAAACUUUUGCAUUUUCUGCUAUUCCUUUCGGGCUCCAUCUCUCCUCCUUCUCCUCCUCCUCCUCCUCCUCUACUUAUAGCUUCAAACACUCAGACUAGUGAAUCGCAGGGGUCUUGCCCUCUUCGUCGAGAUUUGAAGAAAUCCAUGGCGUGGUUUCACCUAGCUGUUGGUUUAUUAUUCUCUUUAGUUUCAGUGGUGUGCAGGGUGAAUGGCAUUGGUGCAAACUGGGGCACCCAGGCAACUCACCCUCUGCCUCCAGAUACUGUAGUUAGGUUGCUGAAGCAGAAUGGGUUCCAAAAGGUCAAGCUUUUUGACGCGGAUUACGAUGCCCUAAGAUCUCUGGGUAGAUCUGGGAUUGAGGUCAUGGUGGGUAUUCCAAAUGAUAUGCUUGCAUCUUUUGCCAGCAGCGUCAAGGCUGCUGAGAAAUGGGUUGCCAAAAACGUCUCUACGCAUAUUUCUUCCAGUAAUGUCAACAUCAGAUAUGUUGCCGUCGGAAAUGAACCUUUCUUAGAAACGUACAAUGGAAGCUUCCUAAGAACAACCUUCCCAGCUCUGCAGAAUGUCCAGUCUGCCCUAAUUAAAGCUGGCCUCAGCAACCAAGUAAAGGUGACCGUCCCCCUCAAUGCUGAUGUGUAUGAGAGUUCAAAUGGGCUUCCAUCUGGUGGAGACUUCCGUGCUGACAUCCAUGAUCUAAUGCUUGCAAUUGUCAAGUUCUUGAGUGACAAUGGUGCCCCCUUUACUGUGAACAUUUACCCUUUCAUAAGCCUCUAUACAGAAGCCAGCUUUCCUGUUGAGUAUGCAUUCUUCGACGGUAAUGCAUCACCACUUGCUGAUGGUAAAGCAACCUACUACAAUAUGUUUGAUGCUAACUAUGAUACUCUUGUGUGGGCGCUACAAAAGAAUGGUUUUGAAAAUUUACCAAUCAUAGUUGGAGAGAUUGGGUGGCCAACUGACGGUGAUCGGAAUGCUAACCUAAAUUAUGCUCUGCGGUUUAACCAAGGUUUCAUGUCCCACAUACUGGGUGGGAAAGGGACUCCAAUGAGAGCUGGGCCAAUUGAUGCUUAUCUAUUUAGUUUGAUUGAUGAGGAUGCUAAAAGCAUUGAUCCAGGGAAUUUCGAACGCCACUGGGGGAUAUUUACUUUUGAUGGGAGGCCAAAAUACCCGCUUAACGUUGGCACCACAAAUUCAGGAUCUUUGGUUCCAGCACAAAAUGUGCACUAUUUGGAGAAGAAGUGGUGUGUGAUGAAGCCAUCAGCCAGCCUUGAUGAUCCACAGGUAGCACUGAGUGUGAGCUAUGCUUGUGGACUGGCUGAUUGCACUAGCCUUGGGUAUGGGACAUCUUGUUCAAACUUGAAUGGCCGUGGGAACAUUUCUUAUGCAUUUAAUAGUUACUAUCAGAGGCACAAUCAGCUUGACAGUGCUUGCAAGUUUCCAAAUCUUUCAAUGAUCACCAAGAAUGAUCCAACAGUUGGUGGCUGCAGAUUUGAGAUAAUGAUCCAGCCAUAUUAUGGAGGUGCACAGAGGAAAUUUGUCGGAUGCCUGCAAAAGCCCCUAAGCUUUGCUGCUGUCCUUGUUCUAUUUUUGCUAACAUCUCUGUAAAUUCUGAGGCUUCUAGCAUAUGAGGUAGCAAUUAUCUUCACUAUCCCCCUUCCCCGAAAGUGUAGGACAACGAUAGUUGUAAACUAAGAAGAAGCCAUGGGAAAAAUGCCUAAAUAUAAUUCCAAAUUUUGCAAUCUGGAAGGUUUUAUGAGCGAGAAAUAACUUUGCAAUACUAACUUUGUUGGAAGUUAGUAUUGAUGAGACUCAUGAGACAACCUUCCACUUAUAUUUGUUAAUAAUUUUGGCCUCUUUUUUAUUUCAAACUUCAUAUUCGCCAUUA
Ziziphus jujuba (common jujube) is the source of this 2034-nucleotide messenger RNA. Its product is annotated as glucan endo-1,3-beta-glucosidase 6. Gene Ontology annotation, cellular component: plasma membrane. Gene Ontology annotation, molecular function: hydrolase activity, hydrolyzing O-glycosyl compounds. The record is from RefSeq and is a predicted model, not a curated record. The transcript is spliced from 3 exons. NCBI's taxonomy places the organism in Eukaryota, Viridiplantae, Streptophyta, Magnoliopsida, Rosales, Rhamnaceae. Gene Ontology annotation, biological process: carbohydrate metabolic process. The coding region runs from base 300 to 1754 and encodes 484 amino acids.